Messenger RNA from Mangifera indica (mango), 1385 nucleotides. Its product is annotated as persulfide dioxygenase ETHE1 homolog, mitochondrial-like. Lineage: Eukaryota; Viridiplantae; Streptophyta; Magnoliopsida; Sapindales; Anacardiaceae. Gene Ontology annotation, biological process: hydrogen sulfide metabolic process; glutathione metabolic process. Gene Ontology annotation, molecular function: sulfur dioxygenase activity. The transcript is spliced from 9 exons. The record is from RefSeq and is a predicted model, not a curated record. Bases 291 to 1181 code for a protein of 296 amino acids.
UAUUGGGUAAACAAGUGGAGUUGAAAUGAUGAAGUUGUUUUUGUCUAGUUCUAGUAUAAUUAUUAACAUUAACAAUGCAAGCUCAUUGGUAAAUUAAGAAUGUUUACGUUUUCAUCGAUGAAUCAGAAACACAAGAGGCUAAUUGAGUGGUGGAGAUUUUGAUGGAGAUGAUAAAGAACUAUCCUUCUUUCUCUGACGAACUCUUCAAUGCCACUUUGUUUUUAAUUAAAUUACUAAUUGCAUCACGACAACUCUUCUCUUGAUCGUUUUCUUUUUCCUUCUUCUAAGCUAUGCCUCCUUUGAGACUUGUUAAAUCCACCUUGCUUUCACCCAACUUCCUCUCCAAAUCCAAUUUUUCUCCCAAACCCACCUCCUUUUCUCCUCCAGUCGUCAAGUUCAAGGCGCAGUUGUUAAUGGGUUCUUCUUAUACGACGUCGUCUUCUUCUUCAAAGCUGUUGUUUCGUCAAUUGUUUGAGAAAGAAUCUUGCACUUAUACUUACCUUCUUGCCGAUGUCUCCCACCCUGAUAAACCCGCUCUUUUGAUCGACCCCGUUGACAGGACGGUUGAUCGAGACUUGUCUCUUAUUAAGGAAUUGGGUGUGAAUCUUGUUUAUGCCAUGAACACUCAUGUACAUGCUGAUCAUAUCACUGGAACUGGGCUAAUUAAGAGUAAGCUUCCAGGAGUAAGAUCUAUUAUUUCAAAAGCAAGUGGGUCAAAGGCUGAUAUUCUGGUUGAACCAGGGGAAAAAAUCCAUUUUGGUGAUCUAUUUCUGGAGGUUUGUGCAACUCCUGGACAUACGUUGGGUUGUGUUACCUAUGUUACGGGAGAAGGGCCAGAUCAGCCUCAACCAAGAAUGGCAUUCACAGGAGAUGCCCUACUCAUACGCGGAUGUGGGAGGACUGAUUUUCAGGGAGGAAAUUCAACACAGCUCUACAAGUCAGUGCAUUCACAGAUCUUUACAUUGCCAAAGGACACAUUAAUCUAUCCAGCUCAUGAUUACAAAGGAUUCACAGUCAGCACAGUGGGAGAGGAGACACAAUACAAUCCUCGCCUGACAAAAGAUGAGGAAGGUUUUAAAGACAUUAUGGCAAAUCUAAAACUGUCAUAUCCGAAAAUGAUGGAUGUGGCAGUUCCUGCAAAUAUGGUUUGUGGGAUGCAAGAGCUGCCUUCCAAAGAAUGAUUCACCUUUAUGGAGUGAUGUUGCUGGGGCAUUUAAGUCACCAUGUGUACAAAAUGAUGCAUGAUUGCCCUUUCUAGAAGUAAAUUCAACUAAUAAGAAAUAAAAAAUAUAUAUAUACGAAUGGUUAUUGUAAAAAAUGUUGUCAGGGCUGGUGUUGACUGAUGAAUUUUAUUCAUGGCAAAGAUUUGAACCACAUUCCACUCA